CUCCGCGGCUCUGGCUGCCAAGGUCAAUGGAUGAUUUAUUGAUAAGAGUGAGAUUCGCUGAUACUGUUGGAUGGGGAGGUGCAGGACAGAGCCAAUCCCACCUGCUGUGUUCUGAUGGAGAUGGAGCUGGUGGGAUCCUAUAAAAGUGCACUACAAGAAGCCAGGUGGAGAGCUCUUGGGCACCCACAGAAGGGACACUUGUCACAAGGCAGCAAGCUGACAGCACGCAACUCUACUAACCAGAAUGGCACACGCUUGGGGAUAUGGUCCUGACAACGGACCAAGCACUUGGCACCAUGCCUUCCCUCUGGCAAAUGGAGAAUAUCAGUCCCCUAUUAACAUUGUACCCGCCGAAGCCAAGUAUGACCAACAUCUGAAACCCAUCAGCAUCAAGUACGACCCAUCUACGGCCAAAGUCAUCCUGAACAAUGGACACGCCUUCAACGUGGAGUUUGACGACUCUGAAAACAGAUCAGUCCUUAGUGGGGGAGCACUGAGUGAACCCUAUCGCCUUAAACAAUUCCACUUCCACUGGGGAUCUUGUGAGGGUCAUGGCUCAGAACAUACAGUCAAUGGAGUCAAAUGUGAAGCAGAGCUUCAUUUGGUUCACUGGAAUACAAAAUAUGGAAGCAUGGCAGAAGCCGUAAAGCACUGUGAUGGACUUGCUGUGGUUGGGGUCUUUUUAAAGGUAGGAGAAGCACAUCCAGGUUUGCAGAAAGUGCUUGAUGCACUAAAGCUUAUACCAAACAAGGGAAAUGAAGCCCACUUUAGUGAUUUUGAUCCUUCUGUCCUACUUCCCAAUUCACUGGACUUCUGGACCUAUAAGGGAUCUUUAACUACACCCCCACUGCUCCAGUGUGUGCUGUGGCAUGUCCUGAAGGAGCCGAUAGCUGUGAGCAAGCAGCAGCUGUCACAGCUGCGUAGCCUUUUCUUUAAUGCUGAAGGAGAUACCCCUUGUUCCAUGGUGGACAACUUCCGCCCAGCUCAGCCUCUGAAGGGCCGUGAUGUGAGAGCUUCAUUCCAGUAGGACGAGACUCCUGCAUCCGUUGGAAGCAACUUUAAAAUGCUCAAUUUCCAUUCGCUGCCUGCACAUUAGGAGUAUCUCUCAUUCCUCAAUAUUUAUCAGAGUGAAAAUAGAGUUUGCCACAGUUCACUAGAAGGGAAAUCUCCAGUUCUCUAUUCACGUGUAUAUGAUUUCUAGGGCUUAUUUAUUAUAAUGUGAACUUUCGCUGUAUGAUAAGCAUGCCCCUAAAAAGCCUAUAGUUGUGAAUUCCCCUUUGGCAUCCUCUAUUUUCACUCUUUGAUAAAUAUGCCCUCAAGUGAGAUUCUGAUUAAUGAAAUGUGAAAAUCGUCUGGGAGAAUCAAAUCCCUAGGUAUAUCAUGAGAUAUUGCCCAUUAGCUUAGCAUUUGCCUUUAUCUUCUUGCUAAAAUAUAUGCUGCACUGUUAUAUUAACAAGAUAGGAAACGGACUCGGCCCUAGGGAGGAAUUCACCAAAACACACGUCAUCCCAAUUUUUAGCUUUAGUUAAUGUUCUCUAUUCAUUUGCAAAUAAAGCAAAUUUACAAUUUGUCAACUAGAAAACGUGCAAAACACCAAAAAUGAAGUAGCAACUGAAAUAGAUGUGGCACGAUGACAUAUUAAUGAAGUGUUACCACUACAUCAUUUAACUUUUAGAUGUGACGUUAUGUUUGGCCUCGUAAAAGACUUAGAAACAGCAAUUGAUGUUUCUGAAUGAAGCGCAAUAUUUUAAUGAUAAUGAUACAUCAAUGUAUAAGUUCGACUUGCGUGAAUUCCCUCCUCGAGUUCCAGGAAUUACAGUCUCUCUUCAACAAAGAAACUUGAAUAUAGGUGCAUACACAGAUAUGUAUUAGAAAUGUGAACCAAUGCUCAUUUCAAAUUUGUUUUAUUUAAACAUAGCUUUUAACAGAGGUAUACAAAUUUUACACUCAUAGAGCUAAUAUAAAAUGUCUUAAUAUCGGUGCCUAUUUUGCACCUGUCUUAACCUCAAUUAGCAGAUGACAUAUAUGAUAAUAUAUAUAUAUGUAUUUUAGAUACCUUAAUAAAAAAGUUUUAUUGAUCACAAA
This is a messenger RNA of Xenopus laevis (African clawed frog), 2085 nucleotides long. RefSeq names its product carbonic anhydrase 2 S homeolog (gene ca2.S). Lineage: Eukaryota; Metazoa; Chordata; Amphibia; Anura; Pipidae. Gene Ontology annotation, molecular function: zinc ion binding; carbonate dehydratase activity. Gene Ontology annotation, cellular component: cytoplasm. The record is from RefSeq and is a predicted model, not a curated record. Bases 245 to 1027 code for a protein of 260 amino acids. The transcript has 8 exons.